Molecule: messenger RNA, 1236 nt
Organism: Talaromyces stipitatus ATCC 10500
Lineage: Eukaryota; Fungi; Ascomycota; Eurotiomycetes; Eurotiales; Trichocomaceae
Product: oligosaccharyl transferase subunit (gamma), putative
Exons: 4
Coding region: 55-1035 (326 amino acids)
Cellular component (GO): oligosaccharyltransferase complex
Source: RefSeq, a predicted model, not a curated record
AACCUCUCAAUUGUUGCAUGUUGACUUUCGCAUUGAAGUCAUAACAUCCUCAAGAUGAGGUUGCUUUCCUAUUUCACUGCACUACUGUGCACGUCAGGAAUUGCUCUUUCUGCAGCAGCUACCAAAAGCAAAAAGCUAGAGCGCUUUCAGUCCCUGUCUCGAUCGACCCCAAUCGAUUUGGACGAUUCGAUAUACAAUGAGCUCACAUCCGCGCCGCGAGACUACCAUGUCGCCGUCAUGCUCACAGCUGUAGAUGCGCGCUUUGGCUGUGCCCUCUGCCGGGAGUUCCAACCUGAAUGGGAUCUCAUUGCAAACAGCUGGAACAAGGGCCAAUCUGGUGAUAUCAACUUGAUCUUCGGCACUUUAGAUUUCAGUAAAGGAAAAGACACCUUUAGACAGUUAAUGUUGCAAACCGCCCCGAUAGUACUGUUAUUUCCCCCGACUGUGGGACCUGGCGCAACGGCCGAUGGAGCUCCUCAAAGAUUUGAUUUAUUUGGUCCAACUACCGCUGACCAGGUGUACGUCUGGAUCACCCGGCACCUCCCCGACGGCCCGAAACCCCAGUUGGUGCGUCCUAUAAAUUACAUGCGAUUGGUGUCCGCGGUCACCCUACUACUUGGCGCAAUUACACUCUUCACAGUAACCUCGCCAUAUUUGAUUCCUAUCAUCCAAAACAGGAAUGUAUGGGCAGCGAUCAGUUUGAUUGCCAUCCUUUUGUUCACAAGCGGUCAUAUGUUCAACCACAUUCGCAAAGUUCCAUAUGUUGCGGGAGAUGGACGGGGUGGAAUCUCCUAUUUUGCUGGCGGAUUCUCGAAUCAAUUUGGCAUGGAGACCCAGAUUGUAGCAGCAAUCUACGGUAUACUUUCUUUCGCGGUUAUUGCGCUAGCCUUGAGAGUUCCGCGCAUGGCUGAUGUCAAGACACAGCAAUUAGCUGUUAUCAUCUGGGGUGUUGUCCUUCUUGGGGUAUACAGCUUCCUGCUCAGUGUUUUCAGGGUCAAGAACGGUGGCUAUCCUUUCUAUCUGCCCCCGUUCUGAGAUAUAUAUAUCUUGGAUCUUCUAUGGAAUCGUGUGGGAAUGGCACCUGGAACACUUACAUACUAGCCAUUUGUACUUGUACAACGUUUGGAACGAUUUCGUUCUUAUUGGAGAAAAAGUAUGUUUGCAUGUUUCGAAUGAGCUUCACGUAUAAAUAGGCUUCGCAACAUGAAUAAGAGCACAGCGAUUGACUGGUUUUGA